AUGGAGUUGGAUGAUGAAGCAAAAAAUGUGUUAGUUGUCAAUACACCGCUGAAACUUUUUCAGUACCAGCGUCUACCUUUUGGUAUUGCCAGCGCACCUGCGUUAUUUCAGAAGUAUUUAGAACAACUUAUACAUGGUACAGAAGGGCGUGGAAAUUACAUUGAUGAUAUCAUAAUCGCUGCUGAAACGGUUGACAUACAUCUUAAACGGCUGGAGGAAAUAUUAUCACUUUUAGCUGAAAAUGGCAUUCGUUGCAGGCGAACGAAAUGUGAGUUUUUGGUGGAAAAAUUGGAAUAUUUAGGCAGAACCAUCAGUGCAAGUGGUAUUUUACCUGAUGAGAAGGGUGUUCAGGCUGUAAAGCAGUUACCGCGGCCGAAAAACGUAAAAGAAGUCGAAGCGUUUCUUGGUAAAGUAAACUACUAUCAUAACUUCAUUCCAAAUUUUUCACAAUUGGCUGCGCCUAUCAAUCACUUACGUAGAAAAGAUAUCAAAUUUGUUUGGAGCAUCGAUCAAGAGCAAGCUUUUGCAGUUUUAAAGCGACACAUAAUAGAAGCAACUGAGUUGUCACAUUUUCAAGAACAUUUGCUUAUCGUUCUUGCUACUGAUGCAUCAUCUUAUGGUAUUGGAGCUGUCAUUGCUCAUCGACAUCCGGAUGGCUCGGAACGACCUAUUGCAUUUGCUUCAAAAACACUUAACACUCAUCAAGUUCGUUAUAGUCAAAUCGAAAAAGAAGCACUUUCGAUUAUUUUUGGAGUUACACGAUUUCAUCAGUAUUUAUUUGGGCAUAAAUUUAUUUUGGUCAUGGAUCAUAAGCCUUUAUAUCGUAGAACUGCAGAUCACUCAAAUGCUGAUGCCUUAUCACGUUUGCCUUGUGGACCAGAUCCUGAGUUCGACAAGUUUGAAUAUUGUCAUCAAAUAGAAAAUUACGAUACACCUAUCAAUGUCAAAUUACUACAGCAGCAUUACAAAGACGAUCGCGUACUUAACCGAUUUAAAACCUUCAUUUUGGAAGGAUGGCCGUCGAAAUUGAGCAGUUGUGAAAUGGACUUACUUCCUUUUUUUCGUCGUCAGUAUGCGUUCAUUAUUCAAAAUAACUUAGUUUAUUUGCAGUCGGACGUUACUCGAGUCGUAGUUAAUAACUUUUUGCACCAGUCACUCUUAAAACUUCUUCAUGAAGGCCAUUGGGGCGUCGUUAAGAUGAAGCAGCUUGCUAGACAGCAUUGCUGGUGGCAUCAGAUAGACGAUGAUAUCGAGAAACCUGCUCCACAAUGUAAUAUAUGUCAAAUAGCGGGUACAAAUCCGAAUCAACAAUAUCACGAGUGGCCAAAACCGGAACGACCAUGGCAGCGAGUUCAUAUAGAUUUUGCUGGGCCAGUGUUCAAUUCUAUGUGGCUAAUAGUUGUUGAUGCUUUUUCACAGUUUCCAUUUGUGGUACAACUUAAGACUACCACCUCUAUGGAUGCUAUUGCAGCGUUAUCAACAAUUUUUUCGCUUGAAGGAUUACCUGAAACUAUAGUUAGUGACAAUGGGCCUCAAUUAACAUCUGAUCAGUUUACUGAAUUUUGUGUUCGGAAUGGUAUUGAUCAUGUUAAAACAGCACCAUUUUAUCGUGCAUCAAAUGGUCUUGCUGAAAGGUUUGUCCGCACAUUCAAAACAUCUGUUAAAAAAAAUGUUGAUGAUGGGUUGUCAUUGAAUUUGGCCUUAGUAAAAUAUCUAGCUACGUACCGUGCGAUUCCUAAUGCUGAAGGGAAGUCACCGGCAGAGUUGCUACACGGCCGAACUCCACGAACUUUGCUUACAUUAUUAUCAGCAUCAGUUAACAAGUAUAAAACCGUAAAGUGUUCAACUAAAUUUUUGCCAAAUAAAAAGGUAUAUGUCAGACAUUAUGGUCGAGAUCCGAAAUAG
Molecule: messenger RNA, 1905 nt
Organism: Teleopsis dalmanni
Lineage: Eukaryota; Metazoa; Arthropoda; Insecta; Diptera; Diopsidae
Exons: 2
Coding region: 1-1905 (634 amino acids)
Biological process (GO): DNA integration
Molecular function (GO): nucleic acid binding
Source: RefSeq, a predicted model, not a curated record